CUCCAAGCUUCAGGCCCCUCAAAUUUCAGACCUAUAAAUGGACUCCCAUCUCACUCUGCUCUGAAUCGCCUCAUUCGGACAAACUCUCUGCUGUGCUUAUUGCUAUUGCAGAAAACGUCAAACGCUACACUACAUAAAGAUGUCAGACUUAGAGAGCUGCCUGGGAACCAUCAUUGAGGUGUUCCACAAAUACUCGUCCAAAGAAGGUGACAAGUACAAAUUAAAAAAGAGCGAACUCAAGGAUCUGCUCACCAAUGAAUUUCCGACUCUUACCGAGCAUGUGAAAGAUCAAGCAACAAUGGACAGUUUGAUGGAAAGCGUGGAUACCGAUGGUGACUCGGAGUGUGAUUUUCAAGAGUUCAUGACCUUCAUCACCAUGGUUACCAUCUGUUGCCAUGAGUUUUUCGAACACCAUGAAGACGAAUGAGUCGAAUUAACAACAACAACAAAAAAAAGUUCAGUUUCCAUAUCUUACUGAGUCACAAUACAUUCAUUCUCUUAAAGUUUGCUUUGUUCUUUUUCAUAUCAUAUUAGGAUUGUUGUUUAGUUUGGACAGAAUGUACAUGCUGUUUAACCAUUAGUUUGUUUUUUUAGAAUCAGAUUGUGUGAAUGUUUUAUUACAAAGCAUGUUUCUAUUAUUUUGGCUAGGCAAUUAUUUUUUUUUUUUCUCCAAGACAUCCCCAUCAUAAAUCUCAUCAAGUGAAAUGCGGACCAGGUGUUGCGCUCUUGCCAUUUCAGUUCCAGGAUGAUUGUAAAAUGUUUUUCCUGAUUAGCUUCAGACUAUUAGGCUGCUAUUGACUUACGUCGGAUUGUUCCAGGGGCCUGAGACAAAUCAUGCUGUGCUUUAAGAAGACCCACCAAAGCAAAUUAUUCCUUUGAAAAUAUCUAAUAUAAUGUUUACAACCAUCCAUAAAUGAUUUGGAAUUUCAAAUCGAUCCCAUAUGUUAUUAAAGGCAUGAAAACUCAUGGUUUUCAUGUAUUAAAUAUCCAGAAAAUGUACUAGAUUUUUUUUUUUUUUUUUAAUAGUACAUGAAUUGUGUUUUCCAAUUGUAACCUUAGCUAACAGUCAAUGUCAAAACAUCUGGCUUAAUUCAUGAAACAAGGAAUUGUCUGUGUAAACCGUAACUAGAUCUACUAAAUCUGCAAAUUAUUAAACUUAAUGUGACAUUUUAUUGAAGAAUGUAUUAGAGUGUAUUAUGAACAAUUUACACAAAUUUGUGUAACAAGGCCCUACAACGAAAGUUUCCUUACAAACUUAAAAAAAAAAAAAGAUGAAUAUGUUUCAGAAGCCAAACUGUUAGAAUUAUGGAAUAAAAACGAGCAAAAUAAAAAUUGUGAACAGAUGAAA
Messenger RNA from Cyprinus carpio (common carp), 1348 nucleotides. RefSeq names its product protein S100-B-like. Gene Ontology annotation, biological process: positive regulation of cell population proliferation; positive regulation of canonical NF-kappaB signal transduction. The record is from RefSeq and is a predicted model, not a curated record. NCBI's taxonomy places the organism in Eukaryota, Metazoa, Chordata, Actinopteri, Cypriniformes, Cyprinidae. Gene Ontology annotation, molecular function: RAGE receptor binding; S100 protein binding; calcium ion binding. Gene Ontology annotation, cellular component: cytoplasm; nucleus.